Molecule: messenger RNA, 4197 nt
Organism: Xenopus tropicalis (tropical clawed frog)
Lineage: Eukaryota; Metazoa; Chordata; Amphibia; Anura; Pipidae
Gene: gspt1
Product: G1 to S phase transition 1
Cellular component (GO): translation release factor complex; cytosol
Molecular function (GO): GTPase activity; GTP binding; translation release factor activity
Source: RefSeq, marked validated
AAAACUACAGGGCCGGCGUCUCCCUACGUAGCGUUGCGUGACAUGCGCCGGCUUACGUGGAUGACGCCGCGGCAGCACACGAGGAGUCGUUGAGAUCUAGUGCUGAGUCGGGUUAGUGCCGCGGUUCGCCGGCUGCCUCCUGGCUGUGUGAUAACGGCUGCAACACUCUUCCCUCCAACGUGGGAAGCCCUCCCCCACACCGCCGGCUCCUUGCCCUACCCCUCCAGCUCCCAGGAUACAUCAGCUGCUAUAUCGCAGCCCGACACACCCGGAAAUGGACGCGAGCGACUCGGCCCCAGACUCCUGGGAACAGACGGACAUGGAGGCCACGGAGGCGCAGCUGAAUUCUUCCUUGGCCCAGCUCAACGUGAACGCCAAGCCGUUUGUCCCUAAUGUACACGCCGCAGAGUUCGUGCCGUCCUUCCUGAGGGACAGCGCGCCAUCGGACGGGCAGGAGGAGGAGGAGCAGCAGGGUUCCUGUCCUACUGUUGGCAUGGAUGUUGCUGAGCCUGUUGUGGAAAAUGGGGAAACAGAGAUGUCACCAGAAGAAUCUUGGGAUCACAAAGAAGAACCCAUAGAAGCAGAACCAGGAGGCGGUUCUGAGGGUGAUGGAGGGACUACUGAAGAAGGUGCCUCUGAAAUGAUGGAGGAAGAGGAGGAUAUUCCAAAACCUAAAACAAUUGUUGUACCUCCAGAUGCUCCAAAGAAAGAACAUGUAAAUGUAGUAUUCAUUGGACAUGUAGAUGCUGGUAAAUCAACCAUUGGUGGGCAAAUAAUGUAUUUAACAGGCAUGGUUGACAAAAGGACUCUUGAAAAAUAUGAAAGAGAAGCCAAGGAGAAAAACAGAGAAACUUGGUAUCUGUCAUGGGCUUUAGACACAAACCAGGAAGAACGAGACAAAGGCAAAACUGUAGAGGUUGGUCGGGCCUAUUUUGAAACAGAGAAAAAGCACUUUACUAUCCUUGAUGCCCCAGGCCACAAGAGCUUUGUCCCAAAUAUGAUAGGGGGAGCUUCACAAGCCGACCUUGCUGUUUUGGUAAUAUCUGCAAGAAAAGGAGAAUUUGAAACGGGCUUUGAAAAAGGAGGACAGACAAGGGAACAUGCCAUGUUAGCAAAGACAGCUGGUGUAAAACAUUUAAUAGUUCUAAUUAAUAAAAUGGAUGAUCCAACGGUGAACUGGAGCAAUGACAGAUAUGAAGAAUGUAAAGAAAAAUUAGUGCCGUUUUUGAAGAAAGUUGGUUUCAACCCCAAAAAAGAUAUUUACUUCAUGCCAUGUUCUGGGCUUACUGGAGCUAACCUGAAGGAACCAGUGGAGGCGUGUCCAUGGUACAUUGGCUUGCCAUUUAUUCCAUAUCUGGAUAGUUUGCCAAACUUUAAUAGAUCAGUUGAUGGACCUGUCCGACUGCCAAUUGUUGAUAAAUACAAGGAUAUGGGAACAGUGGUUUUAGGAAAGCUAGAAUCUGGUUCCAUUUGUAAAGGACAGCAGCUUACCAUGAUGCCAAACAAGCACACUGUUGAAGUUCUCAGCCUCCUCUCUGAUGAAGUAGAGACAGAGCUUGUAGCACCAGGUGAAAACCUAAAACUCAGACUUAAAGGAAUAGAAGAGGAAGAAAUCCUACCAGGAUUUAUACUGUGUGACCCAAACAACCUUUGUCAUUCUGGACGUACAUUUGAUGCCCAGAUUGUGAUAAUUGAGCACAAAUCUAUCAUCUGCCCUGGUUAUAAUGCAGUGCUGCAUAUUCACACCUGUAUUGAAGAAGUCGAAAUAACAGCCUUAAUCUGUUUGGUAGACAAAAAAUCAGGAGAAAAAAGUAAGACGCGCCCCCGAUUUGUAAAGCAAGACCAAGUAUGCAUUGCCCGCUUGAGGACAGCUGGAACAAUUUGCCUUGAAACAUUCAAAGAUUUCCCCCAGAUGGGACGAUUUACCUUAAGAGAUGAAGGUAAGACCAUUGCAAUUGGGAAGGUCUUGAAACUGGUUCCAGAAAAGGACUAAGCUUCUCAAUGCUGCACAGUACUGUGUGGAAAAUUGACUCUACAGAAGCCUACUUCACAUUGCCUUCUUGUGUUCUGCCCAUUGACAAAAUGAUUAUCCAAGACCAGUUUCACAGCAGAAAUAUGUCCACAUUGUCAGCUUUCUCAUAUUGAGAGCUCUGCUAUGCCACUGUUGAAUUUCCCUCCCUGAACGUUUUCCACCCUUCUAAAUUCCGCUUCCUAGGAGAGAUUUGGCAAUAGCUUCAUAAGUUAUGUGGACAAAAUUGCCUACAAUAAUGAAAACCUAAGAUUAUUAUUUUUUUUUUUUAAAACAAUUCCAUGCAAUAUCACUUUCCUCACCUCCAGAACAAGACAACUUAAUUCUAGGCAUAUUAUUCAAAAUGUGCGAAUGUGUGAGCACGUUACGAAGACAACUACCGUGUUAAUAAAAUAUUCAAGUUAAAACCCUUUUCGGUAUUUGAAUUGCUUUUGAAUACAUUUUUUUACCUGAAUGUAACACUGCUGCAUUAACUUUUUAACGUUCCAAGUAAACUAUUAAUAUAUUGGCUUGGAUUUUUUUUAUUUCUAAAGGAUCCCUUAAUCCUUGACCCUUUUGGCAGAUGCAUGCACUGCCACCUGUGGUUUUCCAAAACACAGAAUUUUUCUUACCUUUAAACAAUUUGGCCCACUAAUUUUAACUCCUUAAAGUGACCCACGUUUAUGCAGACUUGUCAGUGCUUGGUCUGUCUUGGCAAAUUGCAUUAUGAAGUUAGAUUAUAAUUUUAGAAAACUUGGGGGGCAUAAAAUGUGCUUUUCAGGGUGAAGUCUGAUUAUAAAUGCUGAGGAUACUGUUACCUAGCUUCAUUCUGCCAUAAAAACUGAAUUUAAGGGAUUACAUGUAUGGCUCUGAAGAACAUUUGAUUUUUAAUUUACAUAAGUCAUUAGUAGCUCUUGCGCUACAAUUCAAAUAAUGAAGACUGCUGUUCCAAUUCAGUCUUUGUGUUGAAUAUAAAGGCUUGACUUAACCUAUUUGCUGCUUAAAAACGUCUGAGAUGAGCAGCGGACUAUCAAUAUUGAGCUCAUAUGAGUUUGCACAUUGAAUCUUUGAAUAAGUGAUAUAGUCCUGCUGUCUGUAUUCUCUGCAUAUCAAGAGUUAAGCUUCUUUCUAGAGCUGAAAGCAAUUUCUCUGGUAAUUAGAAACUAACAAUAAAGCAACCUCCUCUGUAAACCCUUGUCCCUGAGACCACCAUGAUUAAACGAGCAAUAGAUUAGCUGGUUGAUUUAAAUUAUAAGUAUCCCAAAACACAGUGUUUUAGGAGGGAAAGUGCGCAAUACCUUUAUUCUCUAAGUGGUGGUGUUUCCCUCCUGACUGUUUUACCUUCACUGUAAAGUGUUUAAAAGGCAAGAAUCCUGCAGCUGGAAAGUUUCAGGAUUUAGCAAACCCAAUUUUGUUUUAACUGUGGAAUUUUUUUCCCAUUCAUUUCACCAAUGAGGCUACAUUGUAAGGCCAGAGAAAAAUUGUCCUUCAGUUUCAAAUGAUUACUGAUUACUCUUGUAGCUGCCGUAAUGCAUGAAAUGGAAAUAAAUUUUAUUAUGUCAGCAAAACUGUGGGAUUUCAUUUUAUUUUUUUUAUAUAUAAUUUCUAACGUUCAGAUAAAAAAUGUGUUUUUAUUUUAGGUAAAUACCAAAACACUGAAAUGUGUGUUUUUUUGUUUUUUUUUCUUCUAAGGAAAAAAAAAAUUUUCAUUUAAUAAUUUUUCUGGUGUAGUAUGAAAGCAUGGCUUACUUUUCUAUUUCAAGUGUAUAUAUAGUACAGUGUAGGCUUUGUAUGGCAGUUCUAUGUUUGCUUCACAUUACUUCCUAAAGUGCCAAGAACAUUCCUAGGAUACAAUAGAAGUACUAUGUGAUAACUGGCAUAAUGACAGAAGCUGUUCCCAGUAAAUGAGCUCUAGAAGGCCCGCCCCUUGAGUGCAUGCAGUAUGAUUUUAAAGGUGUCAUAAGUUAUAUGAUGUAUGUAUGCCUAAUUCUUUUUGGAUAAAUGAUGUCAUGGCUUAUUUGAAUAUUGUGUUAUGCGUUGAAUAAUCUACAAUCAAAUUGUGUUGGAAACGAUAAAUGCUCUCAAAAUAAAUUCCCAACUUGCAUUUUGUGCUCAUGGGAGGAGCUGGCACAAUUGAUUAAUUUACACCAUACACUAAUCAGUAUUAAUAAAGCAUCUCUAUUCAGAAA